AUGUUGAUCAAAAUCAAUAAAUUGCUACAGGUGUCGAGGCAUUCUAUCAGCAGAAUAGUUAAAGAGACGUGCGCAUGUCUUAUCGAGGCUUUGCGGGAUUAUGUCAAGCUACCCUCUACCGAAGAAGAAUGGCUUGCAAUCUCAAGACGAUUUGAGCAGCGCUGGAGAUUUCCUCACGCAAUAGGUGCAAUCGAUGGGAAGCACGUUGAAAUUAUUUGCCCUCGUAAUAGCGGAUCCGAAUAUCACAACUAUCAAAAAAUUUUUAGUAUUGUAUUAAUGGUUGUGGUCGAUGCUGAUUAUAACUUUUUAUGGGCAGAUGCUGGUGGUAAGGGAGGAAUAUCGGACGGUGGAAUAUUUAUAAACACAAGGCUGUAUCACAAGCUAGAAAACGACCAACUAAACAUUCCACCAGCAACGCCAUUGCAGGUCCCGUACCAAACCCCAGUCCUAUACUUUAUUCUCGGUGACAAGGCAUUUGCCUUUACCAAUUACUGCUUAAGACCGUACAGCGGGGUGCAUCCUUCUGAUUCAAUGGAGCGUACAUUCAACAAAAUGCACUCUACUUGUCGUAUGCCAGUUGAAAAUUCGCUUGGAUUAGAGAUUAGCGAAUCGAUGGAGAGUGCUCAAAGAUUGAUCAUGGAGAAACUUAACUAUAGCUACGUACACGAUAGCGAUUCGCCCAAACACAUUAUCGGACGAAUUGGCCAUCGACCCGCUGAAAUAGCGGAGUAUCACGGACGAUCGUAA
Molecule: messenger RNA, 747 nt
Organism: Anopheles coluzzii
Lineage: Eukaryota; Metazoa; Arthropoda; Insecta; Diptera; Culicidae
Exons: 4
Coding region: 1-747 (248 amino acids)
Source: RefSeq, a predicted model, not a curated record